AUGGACCUGAAGAUUGCCUUUUUUCAGGUAAUCAAUCAUUUUAGUACCUGGAUUGCUUCCAGCCUCAGCAUAUUUUAUUUGCUCAAGUUAGUCAAUUUCUCCAGAUUAUUAUUUCUUCACUUGAGGAGGAGAGAGAGAAGAGUAAACAAUUAUAGAAGGGCUGKAAAAAUGAAUAUAAAAGAAACUGAGUUAAAUUUCAUACAUGUGAAAUACUGUUUUCUGCUGUUAAUACUCCUGUGUAAAUUUUUCAGGAAGAUGCAGCUCUAUGGCACAGGGUCCCAAGAUCCCAGCAUCAAGUUUCAUAUGAAAACCUGGCAAACUGUGAUCUCCUUUCUCUUAUUAUCUGCCAGGUACUCUCCUUCUGCAACUACAUUGGGUUGGAAUUCUAACAGGCUGUUGAUGCACUGA
This is a messenger RNA of Urocitellus parryii (Arctic ground squirrel), 408 nucleotides long. NCBI's taxonomy places the organism in Eukaryota, Metazoa, Chordata, Mammalia, Rodentia, Sciuridae. The record is from RefSeq and is a predicted model, not a curated record.